UUUAGAAAACAGCUGUUCGGUGGACAUGUUUAUCGUGCCGCGGAUGCACGGGGGAUGCGUACUGAUUGCUUCCCGUCAUCAUCGACUAGCGAGAUAACGCGGCGAAAAUAAAAUGUGAUCGCGGAAUGCGGGACACGGAUCACGGUCGGAUCACGAGAGCGCGUUUGGUGCCGCGAAAGCCGAGGUGUCUGUACAUACGGGUUAUGUUUUGACGAUCCGCGCGUAAAAUAAGAUCAUGGCACAGUGUAAGUUAACCCCUCGCGAGUUUAUUGGCAAUGCUUUCUCCCCGCAGAUCGCCGUAGUCUGUUCGACCGCGGCUGAUGCUGCGUGCCAAAAGAAUAAUCUGUCAUUCGUCGAGUUGCUUCAACCCUUUUGCAAAUUAAAUACUGAAGGUCAUUUUAAAGAUCCUCAAGGAAACACUGUGACAAUUAGAAAUCUUCGGCUUUCUAUACAAGAUAUCAAUGCGCGACCACCAGAACCAAAUCUUGCCAAGAAAAUGUUGAAUGAAGCAGUCAGUUCUACUUUGUGCGAACGCACAACCAUGGUUCGCAUUGGCUCGACUGAGUUAGAUGUUCCCAUUUCUGUACCUUGGUUUGAAGCAUGGAGAGAAACGUUUCUCAGUGUCCAAUUCCCAUCGGAUCAUGAGUUUACAAAACACUUGCUUGCAUGUAUGAUAGUUGUUUCUACAACAGAGGACAAUCCGUUAGAAAAAAUUCAGACUAUGGGAGCACAAUUGCAUCAAAGUGUAUCAGGAAAAUUACCUAAGUGGUUCAACAAUAAUGCUCUUAGAUACUACAUCUUAGUUCACGAUGCUAUUCAGGAUGAUAGAAAUAAAGCAGAAAUAGUUUUUACAGAGAUGAAAACUAUUUAUGGCGCUAACAAUUGUUUUCUAUUACAAAUGAAUUCGAGACCGCCAGGUCUUUCUGACGAUAAUACGCACUUACCUGAUCCGUGGAGUCAGUUUUUGACAAAACAUUCAGAAUUGUCUGGCAAUAGUGAACAAAACAGCUCGCCUCGUACACCCGCGGAUAUAAGCGGGUUAUCGGCCAUGCCGAGCGAGUUGACUACAGAAUCUGAUAAAACGAGUCAAGCUGGGACGCCACUAAUGCCACACAAUUCUAUUACAUUGCCGUCUUCGGAUUUGACGCAAUUAAUUUCCGGGAUUGACACAGUUAAUUUCUCUUCUGAAUUAUCUGAAUCGGCGAAUAUACAAUUAGAAGUUGGACAAGAAGCAGUUCCUGUUACAGUUCAUCCUCUCAGUCCAAACGAUGACACAUCGCAAGAUUUCAUUUCUGCGACUAAUGUCAAAGGUCAAUCUGUUACUACUAGCUCACCAAUAAAUACAAAUGUUUGGGCGGAUUCUCCGAAUUAUGUAGUUGCUCAACACGGUGCUCGUCUUUCCACUCAAGAUUUAGAAAGAUUACGGACGCUAAUUACAGAAUUCUGUCUGCGAAGUUUGUUGCCUUAUGUAGAAAAGCAGAUUGGCCUAUUAAACGAUGUAAUCUCGAAUAAGAAAGGGGUUAGUAGAUCACUAUUUAGCGCUACAAGAAGAUGGUUUGGUACAAAUAAGCCUGGUGUACCAGGUUCGGCACCUUCAAAUGCUGUAAUUUAUACAGCAGAAUCGCCGGAAUUGCAAUUACGACGCUUAGGUGAUCUGUGUUUCAUGUUCGGUCAUUAUUCUCUCGCUUAUCAAGUGUAUCAUAGCGCGAAGCGUGAUUUCGCAGCAGAUCAAGCUUGGGUGUAUUACGCGGGAGCUCUCGAAAUGGCUGCUCUAAGCGCCUUCAUGCAAGGCGAAACGAAUAGGAAGACUAUCGAGUAUAUGGACGACGCGAUAUUAACUUACACGAAUAGUUGUAAGAUGCCUCAGUUUGCGACAAGGGCGACGCUGCUGAGCGCCGAGUGUUUGAAGGGUCGGGGAUUGUAUGGAGAAGCCGCGAAACAACUUAUACGAAUGACCAGCGAGGAUUCGGAUCUACGUUCGGCUUUGCUACUUGAACAGGCCGCUUAUUGCUUCAUCGGUCCGAAGAUGAUGCGUAAAUACGCCUUCCAUGCGGUUCUUGCUGGGCAUAGAUUCUCAAAGGCUGGACAAAGGAAACACUCGUUAAGAUGUUAUCAACAGGCGUAUCAGGUGUACUAUGAAAGAGGCUGGUCUUUGGCCGAAGAUCACAUCCAUUUUACAAUUGGCAGGCAGGCUGCAUCCCUAAAACAAAUUUCCGAGGCUGUGAAGUCGUUUGAAAAGUUACUUAAUGCUUCUAGUAAACAACACGCUGUGCAACAAGCCGCGUUUUUGCGAGAGUUCUUACAUACUCGUAAUUUAUUGUUUCAGGAAAAUGGCACUAGUAAAGGAUUUCCUAUUUUACCUUUGCCAUUGAUAGAUAGCAACAAUAUUAAAGUAUUGUUUGGUCCUUUGAGUAAACAAAGUGAAAACAAUAUUCCGGCAAGUCACGUUACGUUUAAUACCGAGGAGACGGACGAUGCGAAAUGGUGGAGAAUGGAGGAGUUGUUGAUAACCGAAGCGCAAGGCUCUCCACCUAUGAUAUUUAAGCCGACAAUCGCGCUGUACUCUAGAACAAGUAAUAAUAGUAUAAAACCGAAUGCAGUUUUAGACGAACCAGUGCAUUAUUCUAUCGAACUGCACAAUCCGUUGCAUGUUCCACUACCAUUGUCAGAUGUGAGCUUACUAUGGUCAUUUACUUGCAAUAACGAAACUAUUAUGAACGAGAUAGAAACGAGCAAUGAUUCAAAUCCGGUAGUCUCGACAAUCAUAGACGCAAUUCUGUUGCAACCAACAUGCAAACAGAAUAUCAUGCUGUCUCUUAUACCCAGGCGAGUGGGAGAAUUGAGGGUCUUAGGUAUAAGUUAUAAAUUGUCGAAUCCGGCACAGAGAACAAAUGAUUCACCGGUUGCAAAUUCGACCGUAGUUAUCGCCGGUAAAAGAUUGUUUGAGAUUACACCGCCGAAAUUAAAAAAUAUCAAGGAAAAACCUAGUACGAGCUUGUAUGUAAAGGAUUAUCGAUUGGAAGCAAAUGUGAUAGAAAAAGCGCCAUUCAUGCAGAUACUCUUCACCAAGCUGUCACCAGAAAUGCUGUGCGGUGAAAUACAAAAAGUGGAAGUCACGUUAAGAAAUGUAGGCAAUGCACCAUUGACGAAUGUGUACAUCGCAUCCACUGAUGCCAAGCUUUUCACGUUAGAAGGCUCGGAGAUCGAUAAGAGCGAAGAUUCGACGAUAAAGAAAAGUAGUAGAUCAGUCACAAAGGUAGUACUAUCAGCUUCUAUGAAUGGUGCAUUAAAUGUAGGCGAAAUUCAUAAAAUGCCACUUUGGGUGCAAGCUCCGUAUGAAAAGGGCACUCAUAGAUUAGAUUUACUCUUCUAUUACGAAAGCGUCGAACCAAAAACCACGUUGAAACAUCGGUUGUGUCGACACACUUGGCAGUUGACUGUGUUAGAUUCGAUACAAAUUACCGCGAUCGCUGCUAGAAGUGGCUUAUUCAAGGAUGAUUCGCCGACAUUAAAUCUAAUAAUGUCCGUUAAGAAUACCAAUCAAGUACACGAUCCAUCCAUAAAUGAAAUUAUGCUGUCCAAAGUGUCACUUCAUAGCGCUGUUUGGUCCGCAUUUCAUUCUUCCGUUUUACCGCCAAGCAUAAAGGUGCAACCCCAGGAAGUAUUCCAUUUGAUGCUGAAAUUGAAAAAGAAGACUGAUGGUGAAUCGAUUAUUUCCGACGUAUCCUUGACUUGUGAUGACAAAGGCCACGGGACAUCAAUUGACAAUUAUCCGUUUGUCAAUUUUGUACAGAGACGUAAUAUUCAAUCUUUGGAUGUAAAUGAAAAUGCGAAUGAUGUACAGCAAUUUCAAACGCAGCAAAAUGUCGAGCACAGCUCUGUAUCAGAUAUUAUGGCGUUGAAUUCUACGUUAAUCGUUAAGUGGUGUGCCAAUGUCACGGAGAGUGGAGUGGUCACCCGGAUGGCACUCGGGCAACAUCAUCUCGAGCUUGAGCAUUUGAACAAAACGUACAAACACCCGAGCGAGCCGCGUACCGAACGUAAUGAAUUUGGUGCUCGCUUGAAGAUCUUUGGACCGGAUCGAAACGUACCGGAUAUGAUAACCGCUCCUGUUAAAGACCCUGUAUGGGAAGCGGAAUACUUGAAAAGUCUAAUCUCUUAUUCUCUCAGUCAUCAAAGACAGAUUAUACACAGUUUUCAGCGAAAUCGGUUAUGCAUUGUUCCUGUAACGAUAUAUAUACAGAAUCACUCGAAUAUGCGACUCGAUGUUAAAAUAAGUACAAUAGGCACUAGUAGUGAAACCCAUCUUCCAAAUAUUAAAUCUCAACUGUAUUCACCACAAGCUUCAACGUAUUACAAGUACGCUGGGCAUUCGUCAAUUUAUUCUAAUGUUGAAGCGCGUGCAAGUAGCGUCGCAAAGUUACAUGCCGUUUUGCCCAGCACAGGGACAUACGAUUUAGCAGCGCGAAUAGAGAUAUCCGUUAAAGAUGUAAAUAGCAAAGAGUAUGUCGCUCAAAAAGGCAAAAUGGAAAGCAUAUGUAUAAUUAACGACGACAGUACAUAAAUAUAUAGUAUCGCGAUUUUUUAGAGUCAUCAUCGGAUAUGGAAGUAUUUUUAGUGUAAUUCGGAACCAUUCCUUGUCUCUAUCUCUCUCUUUUCAGUGUAUGUACAUGUCAUAUGUUCAAAAUUGUUAUAUUAUAUUACAAUUGAUAUUUUAAUAA
Cataglyphis hispanica is the source of this 4721-nucleotide messenger RNA. It is a transcript of the gene l(3)76BDm, whose product is annotated as trafficking protein particle complex subunit 8. The transcript has 10 exons. The record is from RefSeq and is a predicted model, not a curated record. Gene Ontology annotation, biological process: protein localization to phagophore assembly site; endoplasmic reticulum to Golgi vesicle-mediated transport. Lineage: Eukaryota; Metazoa; Arthropoda; Insecta; Hymenoptera; Formicidae. Gene Ontology annotation, cellular component: phagophore assembly site; cytoplasmic vesicle; TRAPPIII protein complex. Bases 236 to 4564 code for a protein of 1442 amino acids. Gene Ontology annotation, molecular function: protein binding.